Molecule: messenger RNA, 4461 nt
Organism: Rhopalosiphum maidis (corn leaf aphid)
Lineage: Eukaryota; Metazoa; Arthropoda; Insecta; Hemiptera; Aphididae
Product: 5-hydroxytryptamine receptor 1-like
Exons: 8
Coding region: 672-2168 (498 amino acids)
Biological process (GO): adenylate cyclase-activating adrenergic receptor signaling pathway
Cellular component (GO): membrane
Molecular function (GO): G protein-coupled amine receptor activity
Source: RefSeq, a predicted model, not a curated record
GCACCGCGUGCGGUUUUUGCUCGGCCGUCGUCGUCGCAGUCGUCGUAUAGCGGUUUUUCGUCUCGUCGUCUUUUCGAAAUUUUCUUUUACCACUCGGCCGAUAAACACGUGCGAAUCUAAAGAAAAAAUAUCAAAAAUAUUGUACAUUGUAUUAAAAAAAAAAAAAAAAAAAAUACAUAAAUAUUUCUAAAACCUAUUGUGAAUUUCCGAAAAAUUGACAACACGUAUCGUUUAUUGUCGUCUUAAUUUUGGACUAAUCUCUCCCAGCACGAAAUCCGACAACCAAUUGGCCCGGCGAUAAAAAGAAGGCGUAUGUACGAUUAGCACGGUAUUAUAAUGCAUUGGAUGUAGCGAACAGAAUUGAUCAAAAUGUAUGGACAAUUUGUGGAAAUACGAGACGUGUAACAGGAAAUUUUUGUCGACUCAAUUAGUGCCUAAAUAAAGAUCAUUGUUGAAUAAUUAUCCAAGUGCAGUUAGCAUACAAAGCCGCUCAUUAUGUAGAAAUUUAAUCCUCGUUAGGCCAGGGCGCCCUGUCAUUUGGAGGCGGUGCCGGAACAAUAUCGUCAUGCAGCCGGCGUGACGGGCGGAAAUGCGGCGAUGACGGCGACCGCCAGCGUGACCUGAGUGGCCGGCCGGUUAUGCUCGGGUCGGCGUACCCGGAUGUCGUUUAAAUGGACGGCGUCAACGUCACGGCCGCAGUGUACGAGCACAACGAGACAGUGGUGUCGUGGCCGAAGAACGCGACGACCGCCGCCGGGCCGCCGUCAACGUACACGGCGCUGGAAGCGUUCACCAUCGGCUCCGUGCUGUUCCUGGUCAUCGUGGUGACGAUCGUCGGCAACGUGCUCGUCUGCAUCGCCGUGUGUCUGGUCCGCAAGCUCCGGCGCCCGUGCAACUACCUGCUCGUGUCGCUGGCCGUGUCCGACCUGUGCGUGGCCCUGCUCGUCAUGCCCAUGGCCCUGCUCUACCUGGUCCUCGGCAAAUGGCCGUUCGGCACGUUCAUGUGCGACCUAUGGGUGUCGUUCGACGUGCUGUCGUGCACCGCGUCCAUAUUGAACCUGUGCAUGAUCAGCGUGGACCGGUACUACGCCAUCACCAAGCCGCUCGAGUACGGCGUGAAGCGGACGCCACGCCGGAUGUUGGUGUGCGUGUCGCUGGUGUGGCUGGGCGCGGCGUGCAUUAGCCUGCCGCCGGUGCUCAUACUGGGCAACGAGCACUCGACCGUGGACGGGGUGCCGCACUGCACCGUGUGCCAGAAUUUCGGUUACCAGAUAUACGCGACAUUGGGCUCGUUCUACAUACCGCUGACCGUCAUGAUCACCGUGUACUACAAGAUCUUCCGGGCCGCCCGCAAGAUCGUGCUGGAGGAGCGGCGGGCACAGAGCCACCUGGAGAACAGCCACUGUUACCUGGAGAUCAGCGUCAAGAACGGCGUUGGCCCGGUCGAGUCGAAAAUCGCCGCCGCCGCGCCGGAACGCGGCCAACACGAUCACCGGGCCAGCAGCAGCGCCAGCACUGUGACCACGUGCAGUGGAACGAUAGGGAGCGGUGCACGCGGUGGCGACGGGUGCCGGUGCUGUUCGAUGGUACGCCGGUCGGUGGGCGAGUAUCAGUGCCCAGUGCUGAUGGUAGUGCCCAGCAACGGCCACAACGCAGGACGCCCGGCGGCCGCGGCCACCAAGAAACCAGAGUCCGGCGGCAAGAAGCUCAGGUUCCAGCUGGCCAAGGAGCGGAAAGCGUCCACCACGCUGGGCAUCAUCAUGAGCGCGUUCACCGUGUGCUGGUUGCCGUUCUUCGUGCUGGCGCUGGUCAGGCCGUUCCUCAGCGACCCGUCCAGCAUACCCAGCUCGCUGAGCAGCCUGUUCCUGUGGCUGGGCUACGCCAACUCGUUACUGAACCCCGUGAUCUACGCCACGCUGAAUCGAGACUUCCGAAGGCCGUUCCAGCAAAUACUGUACUUCAAGUGUGGCUCGCUGAACCACAUGAUGCGCGAGGAAUUUUACCAUUCGCAGUACGGCGACCCGGAGCCGCAGCACUCCACACACUAUUGCGUGAUACCCGGAGAGCCGAACAUCGUGCCGCACCACCCGUCCCCGACCAAACCGGACGACACGCGGACCUGCACCGAUUCCAAUCAACAGACAUUGGCGUCCGAGUCGUUCCUCUAGUAGUGAAUGGAUUAUCACGACCCCGCGAAACAGCGACACAACAAUAUUAAAUGAUAACAUAUUAUUCAUUCGGCUCGGCGGCGGCACGCCCGUAGCAGAAACGGUAGUUGCACUGUCUGGUGACGGUGAUGAUAGUCUAUAAUAAUAUUAUAUAAUAUUAUACAAUGAUAACUGUGUGUAAUCGUGCUGCGAGAUGAUAAUAUUAUUGUGUUUGCCGAUUUCAUUAGUUCGUUCGAUGUUUUUUCGAUUCUGUCCGCGUGGGACAGGCUCCGAGUAAAAAAUAAUGAUAAUAUACGUUAAACGAUAUUCCCCGAACGUCAAAAACUGCAAAAACGGUAAAACAUAUAAUAUAAAAUUCAUUAUAACAUAAACAUAAUAUAUAUUUAUAUACAAUUAUCUAUACAUUAUCUGUUUUUGUUGUUUAUGAUCGCGCAAUAAACACUUGAUUGAAAUUCGCGGUUUGAUAUAUAAUUAUAAAAUCAUGCCGGAGUUUGUCAUAAAAGUUUUGACCGUAUAAUUAUUUUAAAUUGUAUUACAUCAGAAACAUUUUUCGAUGUUUCAAUGAUCAUUUGAUGACAACGGCGUGAUCAAAGAUUUUAAACAACAUGUAAUUUAUGUGAAAAUGUAUUAUCUAAUUGAUUUUUUGUAGUUUGUGUCUUUCGUUGUGAUCACUUUGAUAUAACAUAUUUAUCCAUACGCAUUACGCUUAUAUACGUAUGCGUAGAUCCUAAAUUAUUUUCACUGAACUACUGUAAUAAAAUUGUAAUACUCUCAAUCAAUUUUAAUUUUUUGAUACUAUAUUAUUUUUAUCUUCUAUUCUAUAUUGAACAACGCAUUUGGAAAAUAAUAUUCAGCUACUCAUACUGUUUACAUUCAUAAGAAAAUAUGCAAAUGUAUUACGACAAUAUGUUUCCAAUAAUUUUAAGUAAACUUAAUAAUAUAAUAUCCAGAAUAUGCACUUCACAGACAACGAUAAGAAAUUAGACGCAUCAGAUUACUCAUGGAUACACAUUAAAAAAAUAUAUAAAACUAACAGUCACGAAUACCAUUUUCAAUAUCGAAAUAAGUUAAGUUACCUAUUGAUCUUAAACUAUAUUUUAUGAUAGAGAUACCUACUGAAAAUAUUUUGCUUAUUUAACUGUACAUUUUUACUAUCUGUUUUGAAAUUUAUUUUUAUGACUAUUUAAAAUGUACGAUGUAGCAAACAGUGCUCGAAUUGGCAAAAUUAAAGUAAGGUGAUUUUGUUUACUUUAAAAAAAAAAAAAAAAACGUCUCCAUUACUUGUUAAACGUUAUUGAGCUGUGGAGACUAUACCCACCACUAUCUUAUACCCCUUUUUAAAUCAUAGAAAAAUAUUUAUAAAUAAUCAAUUUAAAAAAAAAAAAAAAUACAUUUUAAUAUAAGACAUAAGUAAUUACUGUAGCUAUUAUAUUAUAUAUUAUAGUUAUAAAUAAUAAUAAACUCAAAAGGAUAACAAAAGUAAAUAAAUAAAAAACAUUUAUUUUUGACUAUUUGUUUAAAUAUUUCCAUAAAUGUAUUAUUAUUAGUAUUGCCUAUGUUGUUUUAUAUCUUCUAAUUGUAUCCUUUUUGGAUGACAUUUUCUUCUACAUCCCUUUUACCACUUAUUAUCCAAGUUUUUAUCUAGCUACUUGGUAUAAAUCUAUUGAUGGGUGGACCAGUAGAUAUCUACAUUUUACUAAUAACAAUAAUGAUAAUGAAAAUUAAAUUUAAAAAUAAUUAUCUUUAAAUCCAUGAUAAUUGAUAAUAAAUAUUAGUGAAUAAUGAUAAUAGUGGUAACUGAUAAUAUAUUACAUAGGUAUUAUAAUUUUAAUAAUUUAUAAGACAAAUCAUGAUAUGGUAUCACGCUCAUUAUGCAGAAUGGUGAAGCGUCUCAUGUGUUUCCCUUAAAAAUAAUAGUAGGAAUACAUAGAAAUUUAAUCGCAUUUUGGGUAGGGGGUAUAUUUAGAAAUAUUGUUGCAAAUUAGGUAUCUAUUUAAUACUUUGAAAAAUUUUCAAUAAUUUUGGAGGAGAUUUCGAUUUUUGGGGUAGGCUAAGCCCGCUCAAGCACCCCCCAAUCUUCGCCAAUGGGAAUAUGCUAAAAUUUCUGAAAAAUUAGUUGAAGUACUCCACCCCUCUGCAACCUCCUCCCCCAAAUCGAGCACUGGUAGCAAAUAAUAUAAUUCUUUAUUAACAAUAUUCACCUAAUAUUUAUGAAAUAAUAUUAUUGAACAUAUAAAUAAAAAUGGUAUUUUGAUAACAUAAUAUACUAUUUUUAGUUAUUUCGAAUUUAAAU